ACAAAGUUUGGACAUUUACUUUAGGAGACGGUGUUGGAGCCCGGCUGCCCUAAUGUAGCUCUGCAGUUCACCUCUGCUGCCUGUGUUUGGACUGCUAGCUAACGUUUAACUCUGGAUCCUCAGCAGCUGCAGGCUCAACAACCUUCCAGGGAAGACUGGAGCGGUGGGAAACCGGCUGUUCCGACCGGCGGGAGGCCGGCUUUUCCAAACGUGUGGCGGGCAGGCUGUUCCACAGCGGCGGGAGGUCGGCUCUCUGUCCUUGUGGCAGACAGAAUCAUGCAGUGGGGAAAAGAGAGUUCGAUUUCCCGAAACAUGCCAAACACCUUCGCAGUAAGAAAGUACAUCCCGCGGAGGAUGAAGAGUCUGAACUUGCUCACCACCAAGUUUGUCCAUUUACUCCAAAAUGCUGACAACGGAGAGCUGGACCUCAGAGAUGCCGUCAGAAUUCUCAAUGUUGCACAGAAAAGGAGACUCUACGACAUCACAAAUGUGCUUCAGGGCAUCGGCCUGAUUGUGAAAAAAUCCAAGCGCAUCGUGAAGUGGGUGGGUUCUUUGCCAAUACAAAACGCACAGCAGUCAGACAAACUUGUGAAGUUAAAGUCGGAAGUUCAAGAACUGAAGCUCAUGGAGCAAGUAUUGGACCAACAGAGGGUGUGGGUUGAACAAAGCAUUGCAAACACAAGAGAAUAUUGCAGUGGUCUGACCUAUGUGAAUAAUGAGGAUAUCUGCAACAGUUUCAGCGGCCACACAGUUUUGGCUGUGCACGCUCCAGGUGGCACACAGCUAGACGUCCCCAUUCCCAAAGCUGUCCAGAACAGCUCCCCAGUCUACCAAGUCCACCUGAAAAGUGUCAGAGGACCCAUAGAUGUUGUAUUUAUGAACAAAGCCUGUAGUGGUUCUGUUCCUGUCAUACUUCCUGUUCCACCACCCGAAGAAAUUUUACAGCGUGCCAAGUUAGCCUUGUUAGCUUUGGAAGAGAAAGACAGCAGCUCUGGACCCUGUCAUACAUCAGCUGACGCCACACAAAGCUGUAAAUCUGAAUGGACGGCCACGAAGGACAGACAGCUUCAGCACCAGUCACCUUUAAGGAGUGCUGAGCCAAACAGAACUGCUCAAUCUGCAUUGCAAGACAUAUCAAAGGAACUCCAAGGCCAAUUAGAUAAACCCAAAGAUCUGUUGACACGAUUUUUUGCCUCUGACGUUCUUUCUCCACUCCUCCGUCUGUCUUCGUCCCCAUCUGAACAAUAUACCCGGAAUCUGGAUGAGAGUGAAGCUGUCUCCGACCUUUUUGAUGUCCCUGCGCUCAGCGUGUGAUCCAGUGUGUCAGUUCAUGAAUUUCUUCCAAAAUGUAUUUUGAUGUUUGUUUUAUAACUUAAUUAAAGAAUCGUUUGAAACGUGACCACUUCUUUUAAGUGUAUGACACAAAGCUGAAUUGGUUAUAAUCUCAAGAACAUUUUUUUUUUUUUUGUACUACUGAAGUUUAACAAUAUUUGAAGAGCUGAUUAAAUCAUUUAAAUUUU
This is a messenger RNA of Salarias fasciatus (jewelled blenny), 1520 nucleotides long. Its product is annotated as transcription factor E2F4-like. The coding region runs from base 277 to 1314 and encodes 345 amino acids. The transcript has 10 exons. Gene Ontology annotation, molecular function: RNA polymerase II cis-regulatory region sequence-specific DNA binding; DNA-binding transcription factor activity, RNA polymerase II-specific; protein dimerization activity. NCBI's taxonomy places the organism in Eukaryota, Metazoa, Chordata, Actinopteri, Blenniiformes, Blenniidae. Gene Ontology annotation, cellular component: RNA polymerase II transcription regulator complex. Gene Ontology annotation, biological process: regulation of transcription by RNA polymerase II. The record is from RefSeq and is a predicted model, not a curated record.